AUGUUAGGUACUGUUCGAACAUUGACAACUGAUGAUAAACAACCAGCAAGUGGAUUUGAAUUGAGAAAAGGUGAAUCAGUCGUGAUUUCAUUUUAUGUUUUAGCAAGAGAUCAACGUUAUUGCUCCCAUUCAUACGAUCUAAAUGGUACAGAACAUAAAAAAUAUUUAUCAGGAUUGAUAGCAUUUCGUUGUAGUGAUCAACAGUAUAUGGAUUCAGAUUUAGCGCGAUUAAUGCAAGACUUAUACAAUUUGUAA
Messenger RNA from Adineta steineri, 255 nucleotides. The record is from the annotation of a GenBank genome assembly. Lineage: Eukaryota; Metazoa; Rotifera; Eurotatoria; Adinetida; Adinetidae.